Xyrauchen texanus (razorback sucker) is the source of this 2323-nucleotide messenger RNA. RefSeq names its product guanylate cyclase 1, soluble, beta 2 (gene gucy1b2). Gene Ontology annotation, biological process: response to oxygen levels; cGMP biosynthetic process. Gene Ontology annotation, molecular function: guanylate cyclase activity; heme binding. Gene Ontology annotation, cellular component: guanylate cyclase complex, soluble. The transcript is spliced from 16 exons. Bases 1 to 2256 code for a protein of 751 amino acids. NCBI's taxonomy places the organism in Eukaryota, Metazoa, Chordata, Actinopteri, Cypriniformes, Catostomidae. The record is from RefSeq and is a predicted model, not a curated record.
AUGCAGUACGGCUUUAUUAACACUUGUCUGAAGUCAUUGGUCAUCGACAAGUUUGGAGAAGACGCAUGGGAGAAACUGAGGUUAAUGGCGGGGGUCCAGGACACAUUCAUGACCUAUGAAAUUUAUGACGAUGUCAUCACUCUUCGUUUAGUACAAGAGGCCUGUAAUAUGUUGGAGGUCUCUUCGGAGGUGGUUUUGAAGCUGUUUGGAGAAUACUUCUUCAGCUUCUGUAAGAUGUCGGGAUAUGACACCAUGUUGCGAACGCUUGGCGGAAACCUGGUGGAGUUCAUAGAAAAUCUUGAUGCUCUGCACAGUUAUUUGGCACUAUCUUAUGAGGCAAUGAACGCUCCAUCCUUUCGUGUGGAGCGGUCAGAUGAUAGUCGCAUUCUUCUUCACUAUUACUCAGACAGGAAAGGACUCUAUCACAUUGUCCCAGGCAUUAUCGAGGCUGUGGCAAAGGAUUUCUUCGAUAGUGAAGUCACCAUGACUAUUCUGAACCAAACCGAAGAGGACGAACGCACCGGGAAGAAGGAACAUGUGGUUUUCCACAUGCUACAGAAGGACAAGGUGUCCAAAAGAAAGUCUCAUCCAAGACAGAAGGUAAAUGAAAAGGAGAUUGAGGUGUUGGAACUCAAAACUGAGAAGGAUGCCACAAUGCUGAAGAUGAAGGCCCGGAAUGCCAACCUGCAGCUUUGUCCAAGGAAACGAUCUCCAUGGGAGAUUGUGAGGAGCAUUGUCAUACUGGGCCAAGGCAAUCUGCGAAACUCGUUCACCCCCUGCUACCCUAACAGACUGUGGAUUGACGAGCGAGCAUUCUGUAAUGCUUUUCCCUUUCACAUCGUUUUUGACCAAGAUCUCGUGGUGAAGCACACAGGUGUGAACAUUCAGAAGUUUGUUCCUGGACUGCAGACCGCUGGCAUCCGUCUGGAUGAGUACUUCACCAUCGUUCACCCAGAGGUCAUCUUCAACAUCCAGAGCAUCAAGAAGUUCAUCAACAGCCAGUUUGUGCUGAAAACCAGGAGGGAGAUGUUACCAGAGAUCCAGCAAAACCAGUCCAUGCUCAAACUACGAGGGCAAAUGAUGUGGAUGGAGUCUCUGAACUCCAUGAUCUAUCUGUGCUCUCCUAAACUACGGAGCCUCCAGGAGCUAGAGGAGAGGGGGCUCCACCUGGCCGACAUCGCCCCGCACGACACCACGCGAGAUUUAAUCCUUCUCAACCAGCAGAGGUUGGCCGAGAUCGAGCUCUCCAAUCAGCUGGAAAGGAAGAAGGAGGAGUUGCGGAUCCUCUCACGGAACUUGGAGAUUGAGAAACAGAAAUCGGAAAAGCUUCUUUAUGCCAUGCUGCCAACACAUGUUGCCAACCGGCUUAAAGAGGGCAAAAGAGUAGAGGCAGGUGAGUUCAAAGUGUGCACUAUCCUGUUCAGUGAUGUGGUCACAUUCACUAACAUCUGUGCAGCUUGCGAACCCAUUCAGAUAGUCAACAUGCUCAAUGCCAUGUACUCCAGAUUUGAUCGUCUCACAAACAUCCAUGACGUCUAUAAGGUGGAGACCAUAGGCGAUGCUUACAUGGUGGUUGGCGGUGUGCCCAUUCCUACAGAAACACAUGCAGAGCAGGUGGCAAACUUUGCCCUCGGUAUGAGAAUUGCUGCGAGGGAAGUGACUAACCCUAUCACAGGACAACCAAUACAGAUUAGAGUUGGUCUGCACACUGGUCCAGUUUUGGCCGGUGUGGUAGGUGAGAAGAUGCCACGGUACUGUCUGUUUGGAGACACAGUUAAUACAGCUUCUAGGAUGGAGAGCCACGGAGCCCCAGAUCACAUUCACGUGAGCCCUUUCACUUACAGUGUCUUGAAGGACAAAGGGAUCUUUGAGAUCAGAGAGAGGGGUGAGAUUGAGGUGAAAGGCAAAGGGCUGAUGAAAACAUAUUUCCUGUUGGAGAACCUGCAUAUGAGUGAUGACCAGAUCAUGGGCCGAGUCGAUGGAGAGACACGUGUGUACCAGGAUGGCCUGGAGAAUGGGAUUGAAAAUUUGAAGGAGAUAAGCCCUGAAGAGACAAAUGGUGCGCAGAAAGAGGAGAAAGAGGUUAUGAACGGGAACAAUAACACAUCACCAUCUCUCCACCCAGGAAACAUCUCUCCCAAUAGUUUAAUUAAGUUUGAUGUCACUCCAGCGUAUGACAGUCACAGUGACUUAAAACAUCUACACAACGGCCUUCAUUCAGAGAGCCUCAGUACUAAGUUCUGCUCUAUACUUUAGAAAGACAUCUCUGAAGUCAAGUUUUUUUUUUUCUUUUUAAAAAAGAACGAAUUUCUAUCCUACUUUA